CAAAGUUGCUAUCUUCUCUCAGAAGACGAAAAAAAAAAAAAAAAACUUUCAACGUUUAGAAUAUGGCGGAUCCACCUCUCUAUUCUCCGAUCAACCCACAUUUCUUCCAACCACUUCUUCCCGGUUUCACCAACCACCUCGUACUCUGUUUCUCCAUCUCUCUAUUUCUCUCUCUCUCUCUCUCAGACCAUGUUGUUUCGGUUUCUAACUCAUCUUCCAUGCUGUUUCAGGACAUUCCAGUGGCGUUCUUCUUGAAGCACUUAGUGGGAAGCAACAAAGGAACCACGGCUGAGCUAAGAUCAGACGCAUCAGAGAUGACAUGGAGAGUGAAGAUAGACGGCCGGAGACUCUCUAACGGUUGGGAAGAUUUCACCGUCGCACAUGAUCUUCGAGUUGGUGACAUUGUUGUUUUCAGACAAGAAGGAGAGUUAGUGUUCCAUGUCUCUGCUUUAGGACCAAGUUGUUGCGAGAUUCAAUACAGAGACAAUUACCCUGAAGAGGACAAAAUAGAGAAGCUUUGUGAUACAGAGAAAGUUUCAAGAAAGAAAAAUAGUUUAAAGAGAGAGGCAGAUUCUGCACCAGAACAUUCGCUAGGCUCUUGUUUUGUGGCCACUGUCACCGCUUCGAAUCUAAAGCGCGAUACAGUGUAUAUUCCGAAAGGUUUUGCAUUGUCAAAUCAUCUGAUGAACAAAUUUCAGAUUGUCUUAAUGAAUGAAGAAGGAGAAUCAUGGAAAAUAGACUUGAGACGCGAGACAUAUAGUCAUGGCCGGUUUUACAUGAGAAGAGGCUGGAGAAGUUUCUGUAUUGCGAAUGGGAAGAAACCGGGAGACUCGUUCGCAUUCAAAUUAGUCGAAAAUGAAGAAACACCUGUGCUCCAGUUGUUCCCUAUGACCAUUGAAGAUCUAGACAAACUUCAGAGCGUUCCAAGAGAAAAGAGUCGGAAAGUAGAAGCACCUCCUUCACCAGACCCUUCUUCGUUUGUAGCCACUGUCACGGCUUCAAAUCUGAGCCGCGAUAGACUGUAUCUUCCGAAGACGUUCAUUAUGUCAAAUGGUUUGUUGAAGAAAUUUCAGAUGCGUCUAAUGAAUGAAGAGGGAGAAUCAUGGACAAUAGACAUGAAACAUGAGGCACAUUCAGGCCGGUUUUUAACGAUAAGAGGCUGGAGAAGUUUCUGUGUGGCUAAUGGGAAGAAACCUGGAGACUUGUUCGAAUUCAAAUUAGGCCAAAAUGAAGAAACACCUGUGCUCCAGUUGGUACCCUUGAACAGUGAAGAUCUACACAAACUUGAGCCUAACAAUGACACAAGGCAAGGAAAGUGUUUAGAAGCUACCAAAAAAGAGUUUCUUUGUUUACAAGCCACAAAAAAGAAGUUUCUUGGCGAAGAAGUUUACCGUAAUGACUCCUUCAAAGCUAUCGAUGAAGAUAUAAGGAAAGGACAAUGUUCAAAAGCUAUUAAACAAGAAUAUGUUUCCACAGAAGAGAAUAACUCAACAAGCCAAAACCGAUUUGUGACCUUAACACUUACACCUUCAAGUAAACUUAAUCUUCCGGUGGAAUUCAUAAAGGGGAAUGGAAUCAACAAGGCGGGGAAGAUAACAAUGCUUGAUAGAUACGAUGCAAAAUGGCCGACGUCACUACUGAUGGACAAGAGAGGAACAAUGAGUUUAGGAAGAGGUUCAAAAGGUUUCUGUGAGGUUAACGGCGUUAAGAUGAAUGAGUCGUUUGUAUUGGAGUUGAUAUGGGAAGACACAGUUCCUCUUCUUAAGUUUUGUUCCAAAGUUUAAAAACCAUAUCAAGGAAGUUUAUGGCUCAAAGAAACUUUCUUUCAUUCAAUGGAUUUCAUUUCAAUGUUAAACAAUGCCGUUUAAAGCAUCAUUAAUUCAGAUAAUAUUGGUUUAA
Messenger RNA from Arabidopsis lyrata subsp. lyrata, 1899 nucleotides. Its product is annotated as B3 domain-containing protein REM10. The transcript is spliced from 7 exons. Gene Ontology annotation, molecular function: DNA binding. The record is from RefSeq and is a predicted model, not a curated record. Lineage: Eukaryota; Viridiplantae; Streptophyta; Magnoliopsida; Brassicales; Brassicaceae. Bases 63 to 1784 code for a protein of 573 amino acids.